UGAGCAAAACGAUCGGAGAUCCAGGAGGUGUCUGCUGGACGUGGUGCGCGCCCUCGAAGUCGAACGCCGUGUUGUAUAUAUUAUUUAUAUAUAGAAAGAAAAGAAAUGAACAUUUCUGUGUUCACAAAUGUGUCAAUUUCUGUGAGUGUGUGUCUAUGCAGUGUGUCUGGUCUGGUCUGGUGGAAAUUUGAAAAAGAAACGCAGCCAUUUGCAAUGCAAUGCCAGAAAAGGCAAAAAAUCUGAAUAGAUCCUAAUUAUAUGUUAACCAAUAUAUAUUGUUUAAAGCAAAUACGAGUAAUCACCAAUCGAAAAAGUGGAAAAUUUCAAUUAUAAUCCGUGUUCUGUUCGUUCACGUUUGUGUGUGCGUCGAGAGUUCUAAAUAUAAAUAAAUAAGAAAAUCGCCUGUCGGCGGCUAAAGCCGCAUUUAAAAAUAUUUAAAAAUUUUCGGUAUAUAGCGGACUAAUCCUAUAGAGAAAGUCGUCCUGAAAGUGUGUACCCGUAACCCCCAACCGGCCCCCUGUCCGCUUGGUGGCCCUGUUUUUGGCUAAUUAUAUAGCGAGACCUGAACAUGGAAACAUCGCCAGCAGCCGCCGCUGAAGAGGCUGCCGUCGUAGUAGAACCUCCUGGCCAGGAACCAGUAUCGGAAACGAUCCAGCGCAGACCACCACCCCGCAUCACGUUCAGCGAUAACUCCAGCUCUUUGAUUCGCUGCAUACCCAACGAGCGGGCAACAUUCUUUGUGAAAAUCGAUUGCGAUGAGGAUGAGGAGUCCGAAUUGCUGCCCUUCAAAUUCGAAUGGAGCCGCGGAGAAAUACCUAUUGAGAACUCGGAUCGCUUUCGGAUAACGCAAACCAGCAAUGCCGUCCAGUUGGCCGUGGAGCAUGUGCAGCGAGAGGAUGCCGGACAUUACACGCUGUUCGCACGAACGAAAAGUAACGAUUUGGUGCGCAGGAACGUCGAACUCAUUGUCGAGGACAGAUCGACCGGAGACGAUCCGCCUGUGUUCCUGCGGCGCCUGGUCGAUCUCUCCGUCAAAGUGGGCACACGCACACGUCUCCUCACCGAAAUACGCAGCUCAACAGAUUUAAAGCUAACAUGGUACAGAAACGACAGGAGAGUGUGUGAGAAUGAUCGCAUCACAGAGAUCAACGAGGGUACUUUCCAUUACCUGGAAGUGAGCCCCGUGACAUUGGAUGAUGGCGGUCAGUGGAUGCUGAUGGCGGAAAAUUUUGGCGGACGCAACUCGUGCCUGGGUACUGUGAAUGUGCUGGUUCCCAAGGCGUACAAGACGCCCGAGUUUGUGGAGGAGCUGCGAGCCGUGCUUACGGAGCAAGGAACCGUUUCGCUGGAGUGCAAGGUGGUGGGUGUGCCCACGCCGCAUUUGCGCUGGUUCAAGGACUCCAAGGAGAUCAAGGCUGGCGAUAUCUUUGCACUGACCGCGAAUGCGGAUGAUCCCACAUCUCUUGGGACGUACACCUGCGAGGCGAGGAACUGCAUGGGCGUCACCUAUUCCAGCUCCAAGGUUCAUGUGGUGGGACGUGGCAGUCGGGAGGGCUCUCUCAAGCCGGCGGACAACGUAUCGAGCAAUGCGCCGCCUCCGAUAUUCACAAACGAACUGAGGGACAUGAGCAUCCACAUCGGCGAGACAAUCAUUCUCGGCUGUCAAGUGGUGGUGCCGCCCUGGCCCAAGAGCGUCAGUUGGUACAACACCGAUGGACGUGUGGAGACCGCCGAGCGAUAUAAACUGAUCGAGGAUGGCCUGGGUGUCUACAUGAUCGAGAUUAAGCCAUCAGAGUCCUGCGAUGCCGGGGAAUGGAAAUGUGUGGUCACCAGCUUUGAGGGCUGUGUGGGCAUCUCCACCUGUGCGGUUAACAUGGACAUUCCCAGAAACUAUCGCAAGCCCCGGUUCAUGGAGAGUCUUCGCGCCGUUCUUACUGAAGAGGGACUCGUCUCAUUCGAGUGCAAAGUGGUGGGCUUCCCAACGCCAGUGCUCAAAUGGUUCAAGGAUGGACACGAACUGAAGCCCGGCGAUGUUUACCAGCUGACGGGCACCAAUUCCUUGGGCACCUAUUGCUGCAUUGCCCGCAAUUGCAUGGGAGAGACCAGCAGUACGGCCGUACUCACCGUGGAGGAUAUACAAAAUCAGCUUACCGAUGAGGAGCGCAUGGUAUUCACACAACAGAACCAGGCACCCAAGUUCCUCACGGGCCUGAAGAGCACCGAUGCCAAAAUCAACGAACCCUUCCAGUUCAAGGUGGUGGUGAAGGCCACCCCGGAUCCCAUACUGUCCUGGUUUCGGGAUGAGCUGCCCAUCGAUCCGAACGACAGAUACAAUCACUAUCGCGGCGAAAGCGACGACUGUUGGCUGCUGGACAUCAAGGCUGUGGAGUUUGUGGAUCAGGCCGAGUGGAAGUGUGUUGCCGUCAAUGAUUUUGGCACCAGCAUCACCUCGUGCUUCCUGAAGCUUCAGAUACCCCGGCACUACAAGAAGCCUCGCUUCCUCGAGUGUCUGCGAGCGGUGCUCACCGAGGAGGGAGCCGUAAAUCUCGAGUGCAAGGUCAUUGGCGUGCCCCAGCCGGUGCUCAAGUGGUACAAGGAUGGGUUGGAACUGAAACCCGGCGAUAUACAUCGAAUCAUCUCUGGCCAGGAUGGCACUUGCUGCCUGGGCACGUACACAUGCGAGGCCAGGAACUGCAUGGGUGUCGUCGCCAGCUCUGCAUCGCUGCUGGGCUUUGAGGAUGCCCAAAGAAGUCAGGCCCAGAGCCAGAAGAGUGAAACGCCGCUGCACGAAAACGAGCUGCAGAGGAACUUAUCGCUCUCCACAAUUCAAGAGGAGCGCACAUCCCAGAUGUAUGAGACGCCCGUUGGCGACAUAACCAUUGAUGAGAAGGGCGAUGUGUCAUUCUCCUUCGAUGGCAAAGAGGUCUCCGUUUCGCUCUACGAAACGCCCGAUCUCACCGAGGAGGAGGCCCUCAAGAUUGUGGAAAUGUAUGCAGAUCAGAUAUCCGAGCAUGUGACGGAGCACAAUAUCGUGGAGUUGCCACCGUUGCGCUUUGUCAAAGAGACUUCGCAGUCGGGAAAGCUACUAAUGGAAGCUGUUGUCAUUGACAUAGCGCCCGAGUAUUUCAGCCAUGAAGAGGAUCUACGUACUGAGGCGGAUAUGGAUGACAUAUCAAUAACAGAGAUCACAGUGCAUGGCUCGUCGGGCAGGGAGGGAAAGCUGAACAAGGAGACGCAGCAAUAUGUGCAGGAGUCCUUUGAGAAAAUGGAGGAGGAGCUAUCGCUGUCGGCCCCCAUACGGAAGCGGAAAAAGUCACGACCCACAGAGACAGACGAGUUCUUCAGCCUGUCGAAGGCCUCGGCUUCGGGUAGCCAGGAAGGGAGAGGAAGAGACAUCGGAUUUGCAGACCUUUGCCAGCGCUCAAAUGUCCACAUCCCAGAAGGUGGCCACUACCUCAGCAUCUAA
Molecule: messenger RNA, 3466 nt
Organism: Drosophila obscura
Lineage: Eukaryota; Metazoa; Arthropoda; Insecta; Diptera; Drosophilidae
Product: palladin-like
Exons: 7
Coding region: 569-3466 (965 amino acids)
Source: RefSeq, a predicted model, not a curated record